Messenger RNA from Metschnikowia bicuspidata var. bicuspidata NRRL YB-4993, 1026 nucleotides. Its product is annotated as diphthamide synthase. Gene Ontology annotation, molecular function: protein binding. The record is from RefSeq and is a predicted model, not a curated record. Lineage: Eukaryota; Fungi; Ascomycota; Pichiomycetes; Serinales; Metschnikowiaceae. Bases 1 to 1026 code for a protein of 341 amino acids. The transcript has a single exon.
AUGAAAAUCGCCAAAAGAUUCACAAAAGCCGAGUCUUUACUUCCUCCGUGUUGUCUCCGCGUACACCCCGAUGACCAUUCGCUUGUUUUCAUUGGAACGUAUAAACUAGAGAAGGAGACCGGGAUAAGGAAUGGUUCCAUCGAAAUUCAUCGUCUCGUAAAUCAUGAACUUGUGCACGUGAACUCCAUUGAAACAACACUGGCGAUUUUGGAUUUGAAGUUCAAUCCUCUAGACAGCCUGGUUAUAGUCCUGGCGCACUCUACGGGGGAGCUUAUUAUUUGGACUUUCCAACAGGAAUUGACCCAGCAGAGCAUCCUUCAAAUCACCGACGAUACGAACCUCGUUACCUCUAUCCAAUUUUCGCCACUUGAAGCACUGAAGAUUUUGGCGACACUCACGUCCGGUGAGGUCCUCAUGGUAGACUUGGAGUCAGGGGAGAGCGAGCAGUUUUCAACAACUCAUACAUUGGAGUGCUGGACGGGUGCAUUUGGCGAGACUGGCCCUUCACAGAACGUUGUAUUUACUGGCGGCGAUGAUGCUAGACUAAUUGCACAUGAUUUGAGGACAAUGGGCAAAAUAUGGGCCACAGGUCCCAGACACCACGACGCGGGCGUGGUGCUGAUUCUUUGUCCCGGGCCGAGGUGGUUAAACCACCAGCCAAAUGAACUCUGGACAGGCUCCUAUGACGACAAUUUGCGAGCCUUUGAUUUGAGGAAGCUAGACGGCGACGAAGGCCCCUACCUCUACUCGAGCUUGUUACCUCUUGAAAAACAGAAACAGAAUCUCAAUGGAGGCGUAUGGAGAUUGAUUCCGUCACCGGAUUCCGACGAUGUUUUGGCCUGUUGUAUGUAUGAUGGUGCCCGUGUCCUCAAGCCAAAAGCCGGGGGAGUGGAGGUUCUGAGAUACUUCAAAGGAGACCACGAGAGCAUGUGCUAUGGUGGGGACUGGCAGGACCCGAAAUCCAUCGUGACUUGUUCUUUCUACGACAAUGUGGUACAGAUAUGGCUGCCGCAGGAGGAACAGUAG